Messenger RNA from Punica granatum (pomegranate), 1250 nucleotides. Lineage: Eukaryota; Viridiplantae; Streptophyta; Magnoliopsida; Myrtales; Lythraceae. The record is from RefSeq and is a predicted model, not a curated record.
UUAUAUAUCUCACAACUCUUCACCUUUCCUACCAGAACGACGACCAGAUCAGUGCAAUGGCAACUUCACUCGGUUCAACAUGUUCGAUUUUUGGGUUCAUGGCUUCGUUGGUGCUCUUGGGCUUUGGCAGCAGAUUGACUGCAGGCAGUGACCCCCCACUGACGUUGGACUACUAUGCAAAGUCUUGCCCCACGGUGCUCGAGAUUGUGAGGAAGGAGAUGGAAUGUGCUGUGCUCUCCGAUCCCCGGAAUGCUGCCUUCAUUGUUCAGUUGCACUUUCACGAUUGCUUCGUUCAGGGUUGUGAUGGGUCGGUUCUGCUGGACAACACGAUCACACUUCGAGGGGAGAAACUAGCUCCGACCAAUAUCCAUUCACUAGGAGGUUUCCGCAUAAUAGACAGGAUCAAGAACAAGCUUGAAUCGGAGUGCCCCGGUGUUGUUUCAUGUGCAGACAUCUUAACCAUUGCUGCCAGAGAUGCUAUCAUCCUGGUGGGUGGACCUUAUUGGGAUGUUCCACUCGGAAGAAAGGACUCGAGGACUGCGAGCUAUGAGCUUGCAGCCGCAAAUCUCCCAGCUCCUGAUGAGAGCCUCCCAAGCAUCAUAUCCAAGUUCCUCUUCCAGGGCCUCUCUGUCACUGACAUGGUGGCACUUGCAGGGGCACACACAAUUGGGAUGGCACAGUGCAAGAACUUCAGGUCGAGAAUCUAUGGUGACUAUGACCUCACCUCAUCGAAAACCUUAUCAUCAGAGUCACACCUGAACGAACUAAAGUCCAUUUGCCCUCCGAUUGGCAGAGGAGAGAACAACAUUGCACCGAUGGACUAUGUAACUCCGAACCUGUUUGACAACUCAUUCUAUCAUCUUCUCGUAAACGGAGAAGGGCUGCUGAACUCGGACCAGGAGAUGUACUCCAGCAUCUUGGCGGUCCAGACGAAGGAGAUUGUGAAGAAAUAUGCAGCAGAUCCGAUUGCCUUCUUUGUGCAAUUCUCGGAGUCGUUUGUGAAGAUGGGGAAUAUUACGAAUCCGGAAAGCUUUGUCAAUGGAGAGGUGAGGAAGAACUGCAGGUUUGUCAAUACAGGAGCUCAGAAGGACUCUGCUUAGACAAAUUUUCCGUAAAACUAUACGAGAUAAUGUUCUAUUUCCAAUUGAUGAUUAUUGUUCAUGAGAUGUAUGGAUGAUGAUGUACUAAAUACUUGCAUACAUCGGGAUUUAUCUUGCGAUGUUUCUCGAAUUUCAAAACGUUUUGUUUAA